GGAGGGGACGGCUGCCGCCGCGAGGCCCGGCGGGUGGGUGCGCGUCGACACCUGAGCUCACGCCGGGGCCCUGCAGCUCCCCAGGCCGCUCGCCCGCUGCGACUGCCCCGCUCCGCCCGGGGCGCCGGUUGACGCCCCCGUUCCGUUGGGUCGUCCCUGCCGAGCCAGUGUGUUGGUCUGAGCAGGAGAAUCUAGGACCACGCCCCCUGCCCAUUUCCCUCAUGACUUCACCUUAUUCACCUUUUCCGCCUGUUUCCAGUGUUUCCAGGAGCACUGAAAAAAUGAGUGAGACUCCAGGGAUGGUGUCCUUUGAGGAUGUGUCUGUGGACUUCACCUGGGAGGAGUGGCAGGACCUGGAUGAUGCUCAGAGGACCCUCUACAGGGACGUGAUGCUGGAGACCUACAGCAGCCUGGUGUUCUUGGGGCUUUUCAUUACCAGACCUGAAGUUAUUUUCAAGUUGGAGCAAGGAACAGAGCCAUGGCUGGUUAAAGAAGCCCUGGACCGGUGCCUUCCAGAUGUGCAGAUAGUUGAUGAUGUGGUUGAGAACAGCCAAGAAAAUCACAGAAGACACUUGUGGCAAGUUGUUGUCAACAGCAGCACAUCAGCUAGGGAGAGACUUGAAUUAGGAAAGGCAUUUCAUUUGAGCUCAAAAUGUAUUUCAAAUCUGAUGGUAAAUAAUGGGAACUCUUCAGUAAUGAGACCUCAGGAGUUGGAUGUGUACCAACUCAUGCCUUUCCCUGGAGGGCCUGUUGUGAGAUGCGCAGCAGAGAAGUCUGGUGCCUACGAGGUGCCAGGGAAGGCCCUCAAACACAGUGAACUCCUCAGCCAGAGCCACAAUGCCCAGGCUGGGCAGCAGCAUCUGGAAGGUGGGGGACAAGGGAGUGCCCUCAGCACAGAGAGGGGCAGCAUGGCAGGGACCUGUUCGCACAGUGAGUGUGGGAACAGCUGUGCGUCUCCCCAGGCAGGGAGGAAACCCUUCACAUGUGGUCUGUGUGGCAAGACUUACUCCAGAGCAUCUGCCCUUGCUGACCAUCAGAAAAAGCACACAGGAGAGAAGCCCUACAAGUGCAGCAGAUGCGAGAAGUCCUUCUUUGUUAGAUCUGUUCUUAGAGACCACCAGAGAACACACACUGGGGAGAGGCCCUACACAUGCAGCAGCUGUGACAAGUCCUUCUGCCAUCGGUCGGCCCUCAUUACGCACCAGAGGAUCCACACUGGGGAGAGGCCCUACGAAUGCUGUGAAUGUGGGAAGGCCUUCCGCAGGAAGUCGGCUCUCAUCAUCCAUCGCAGGAUUCACACAGGAGAGAAGCCCUAUGAGUGUGAGGUGUGCAAGAAAGCCUUCUGUCAGAAAUCAGUCCUCAGCUUACAUCAAAGGACUCACACAGAAGAAAAGCCCCACGAGUGUGACCAGUGUGGAAAAGCCUUCUGCCGGAAGUCGGCCCUUACCAUCCAUCAGAGGAUCCACACGGGAGAGAAGCCCUAUGAGUGUGCACAGUGCAAGAAGACCUUCUGUCAGAAGGCAGGCCUCACUUUGCACCAGAGGACUCACACAGAAGGAAAACCCCAUGAGUGUGACCAGUGUGGAAAGACGUUUUUCCUGAAGUCGGGUCUCACCAUGCAUCACAGGACUCACACGGGGGAGAAGCCCUUCAAAUGCAGUGAGUGUGGGAAGGCCUUUUCCCAGAAGACCCACCUCCGGAGGCACCAGAGCAUGCACACCGGGGAGAAGCCCCACACAUGUGCCCAGUGUGGGAAAGCCUACUUUCAUAAGUUGGAUCUCACCAAACACCUGCGGAUUCACACUGGCGAGAAGCCCCACGUGUGUGCUCAGUGUGGGAAAGCUUUUCGCAUGAAGUCAUACCUCCACGUGCAUCAGAGAACACACACUGGGGAGAGGCCAUACGAGUGCAGCAGGUGUGGGAAAGCCUUUCGCCGCAAGUCGCAUCUCAGCAGUCAUCAGAAGACUCACCCGGAAGCUGCUCCGCAUGGUGGAGACUGGCUGUGUGUGCUGCAGAGAGCCCCGUCUGUUCUCUAGCUCACCUGCCUACCCCUGCCUCUGCUUGCUGUGGGAGGAGCCUGCAGCUGCCUGAGUCCAUGCAGUGUAGACACAUGGGACCAAUGUUGCUUCCAGGUUAGAUGACAAACAUUCCCUGUGAUGCUGUCAGAUGACAGACAUUCCCUGUGACGCUGCCCGAGUUCUUGAGUCCCAUGAUACCCAGGGUGGCCUUGAGAAAUCUUGUUAGAGAAGGUGAUUGUGACCGAGAAAGAGUUGCCUGAAGAGAUCAGAUGGCUUCUCCUCUUUCCAAGCCUCCAUUUAUACCUCGUAGGAGUGAGAAAUAAAUCCUCCUCUGUUGAGCCAUUUUUCGUGUGAUCUGUUUGCAUUACAACCCACUGAGGCACAUUCCCUGUACAAGCUUUUGAGAGAAGUUUUCAGCCCUUGUUAUGAAAUUCACACAGAAACCUGUCAUCAUCUUUUAUUCUUUGUUCAGUUUACCAGAAAAAUCAGAGGAAUAAUGCCACAAAUUGGGAACACCUUUUCAGGCAGAACACGGAGAAUGAAGUAAAUUUUUAUUAUAAAAAUCUUUGGUGUGUCAAAGCUUUGAACAUAACUUUCAGUUUUUUCAUAUACCAGAAUUUUUUGUAAAGGGAAAGCAACUGAUUUAUGUGAUAAGGAUAUAAAUUUUCAAAUAGGUUGCAUAUAGUAUCACAAUGCUUGUUGAAGUACUGGACCAUUGGCCAGUAGUGAUGUGAGUGGUGAUGUGGCCUGCCAGCAGGUAUUUGACUCUAUCUGCAGGAACUUGGGGUUGUCGUAACUGGAGUUCAUAGGACCAGCCUCUGCACAAAGCAGCUCCUCCAGGUGGAGGGUUUGUGCAUGAGCAUUCAGCAUUACCACGUUCUCUGACCGGAAACCCAUGGUGGAGAUGUAUGUGUACACCUGCCAUAAUGUGACACAUUGAGAUACUCCAACUAAAUACUGCUCUAGCUUCUUUAUUCCUGAAUACAUGAAGUGUAAAGUAUCAUUGUACAUACUUCCCCCCUACUUUUCUAUUGUAUAAAAUUUGUGUAAAUAA
Messenger RNA from Marmota flaviventris (yellow-bellied marmot), 3072 nucleotides. RefSeq names its product zinc finger protein 717-like. Gene Ontology annotation, molecular function: RNA polymerase II cis-regulatory region sequence-specific DNA binding; DNA-binding transcription factor activity, RNA polymerase II-specific. The record is from RefSeq and is a predicted model, not a curated record. Gene Ontology annotation, biological process: regulation of DNA-templated transcription. NCBI's taxonomy places the organism in Eukaryota, Metazoa, Chordata, Mammalia, Rodentia, Sciuridae.